UGGCCAGAGGCGCCGGGGCCGCCGCCGCCACCUCCUUUCCUCCCUGGGGCGCCGUCUCCGGCGCGUUUCCCUUCCGCGCGCAAAAAAAGAAAAGAAAGCGAGCCAGCCAGCCAAAAGCUCGCGAUCGCUCCUCCAGACCACCUCGCCGAGCGCCUCCGGCCCCCCGAGCGGCGAUGCUCAGUUGCCCGAGCGAGAAGAGAGACCCCCUCGCCGGAUUCUGAGCGCUCCCCGCCGGAUCGGGCAGAGCCUGGCGCGCAGCUCAGGCGCGGGACGGGGGGCGCUAUCCACCCUGGCGACGGCGAGGGGGGCGUUGCGAGCCUGCCGCUGGAUGAAGCAGCCCCACCCCACCCCCUGCAGAGUCUCCGGAGCCAGAUCCCUCGGCAGGAUCACUUCCCGCCCCCACUGCUUAAGCGGAGCUGCCGGUGGAGCGCAGGAAGCCUGGAGGGCUGGCGGAGGAGGGCAACCUGUCCGUUUGCCCGCCUCCCUCUCUUAACUGUUGUAACUUGGCAAAGAGGUUUCCCACCUCAUCGUCCCUGCAGCCAGCCAGCCACUUUAGAGGGGAGGAGGGCGAGGAAGCGGGGAGGGGGGAGUUCAUUCAUGUUGGACAUCAUCGGGGCUGAGUUUGGAGAGUCAGCUCGGGAGGGGACAAAGCGAAGGCUUUAAAAGCGUCGCGAACAGGGAGAUAUUCCAUUUCGAAGAGGAAUCCGUCCUCACUUUUUUAAAAAGUAAAGACUUUGUGCUAAGCAGCAAAGCGUCCCAAUGCAACCGCUUGAGCAUCUCCUCUUUUACGUUGCGAUCUGCGCCAGCUUUUGCAACCGACAGGGCUCCAGCGCCGGCGCCCAGAGCGGAUCUAUCCGAGCCUUGCGCGCUUCGAACCUGCGGAGAGAUGAGAGCAAUCACCUCACAGCCUUGUACCGGAAGGAAGAGACCAUCCGCGUCUUGCGCAGUGGUGAGAUCCACAGCCCUCGUUUUCCUCACAACUAUCCCAGGAACCUGUUACUGACGUGGAGGCUGCUUUCACCAGAGAAUGCAAGGAUACAGCUGGUGUUUGAUAACCAAUUUGGACUGGAGGAGCCAGAGAAUGAUAUCUGCAGAUAUGACUUUGUAGAAGUGGAAGAUAUAUCCGAAAUCAGCACGCUCAUCCGGGGGCGGUGGUGUGGGUACAAGGAAGCUCCUCCGAGAAUCACAUCAAAAACAAACCAGCUCAAGAUCACCUUCAAGUCAGAUGACUUCUUUGUGGCUAAGCCUGGAUUCAAGAUUUAUUAUUCCCUGGUGGAUGAUCUCCAGCCUGCUGCAGCUGAAACCAACUGGGAAUCGGUCACAAGCCCCGUCUUGGGCGUUUCCUAUCACUCUCCGUCAGUGACCGACGCUACUCUUACGGCAGAAGCUCUGGAUCAAACCGUUGCUGGAUUUGACACCGUGGAGGAACUCCUCAAGCACUUUAACCCAGACACGUGGCAAGAAGAUCUCGAAAGUCUGUACACAGACACUGCCCCACAUCGCGGCAGAAGUUUCUAUGAAAGGAAAUCGAAAGUUGACUUGGAUAGGUUGAAUGACGAUGUGAAGCGAUACAGCUGCACUCCAAGGAAUUAUUCUGUCAACAUAAGGGAGGAACUGAAGCAAACCAACGUUGUUUUCUUUCCACGCUGCCUUCUGGUCCAGCGCUGUGGGGGGAACUGUGGCUGUGGGUUCAACAACUGGAAAUCUUGCACGUGUACAGCAGGAAAAUUGGUGAAAAAAUAUCACGAGGUGUUGAGGUUCAUCCCUGAAGCAGGUCACAUCAGGAGGAGGGGCAGAACCAAGAACAAUAUGGCGCUGAUCGAUAUUCAACUGGAGCACCAUGAGCGUUGCGAUUGUGUCUGCAGUGCAAGGCCACCUCGAUAAAAAGAGACCAUGCCAUCCCGUUUGCAACUUAAAAGGACCUCUUUCCCUUGAAGGAGGAGCAGUCUGCAGAAGGUCGCCCAGUGGCCACUGAACUUUGCUAACAGCCUGGCUUGUAGCUGGUAGAGGUGCCUACAGCCUCCCAACUCCAAGUACUAAGUGCCAUGACAGCUAAUCAUUAAUAACAUUGAUUUAUGGUAUCCGACUUCAAAUAUGGGAUUAAGCAGUAGAAAACAAGAGAAGCCAAAAGCUGAAAUCUUCAGUGCAUGCAGUGAGCAUGAUAGCAGUAUUCCUUUGGCUGAAUUUCCUAGUUGGCUUAAAAAAAAAAUCAA
This is a messenger RNA of Podarcis raffonei (Aeolian wall lizard), 2213 nucleotides long. It is a transcript of the gene PDGFD, whose product is annotated as platelet derived growth factor D. Gene Ontology annotation, cellular component: membrane. The record is from RefSeq and is a predicted model, not a curated record. Lineage: Eukaryota; Metazoa; Chordata; Lepidosauria; Squamata; Lacertidae. Gene Ontology annotation, molecular function: growth factor activity; platelet-derived growth factor receptor binding. The transcript has 7 exons. Gene Ontology annotation, biological process: positive regulation of cell population proliferation; platelet-derived growth factor receptor signaling pathway; positive regulation of MAP kinase activity. Bases 760 to 1884 code for a protein of 374 amino acids.